Elgaria multicarinata webbii is the source of this 594-nucleotide messenger RNA. RefSeq names its product olfactory receptor 14L1-like. Bases 1 to 594 code for a protein of 197 amino acids. Gene Ontology annotation, molecular function: olfactory receptor activity; odorant binding. The record is from RefSeq and is a predicted model, not a curated record. Gene Ontology annotation, cellular component: membrane. Lineage: Eukaryota; Metazoa; Chordata; Lepidosauria; Squamata; Anguidae. Gene Ontology annotation, biological process: G protein-coupled receptor signaling pathway. The transcript has a single exon.
AUGGCAUAUGAUCGGUAUGUUGCCAUCUGUGAUCCAUUGUUUUAUGAGACCACAAUGACCAAGGAGGCUUGUAUCCAAAUGGCAGCCUUUUCAUGGAUGGUUGCCCUUUUCUAUGCAAUGUUGCACACAGUUGGCACGUUUGCAAUGUCUUUCUGUUCCAAAUUCAUUGAUCAGUUUUUCUGUGAAAUCCCACAACUACUUAAGAUCUCGUGUUCUGACCGAUAUUUCCUUGAAAUUGGUGUCCACAUCAUUGGAGCAUGUUUAUCCUUUGGGAGCUUCCUUUUCAUUAUCUUAUCUUAUAUUCAAAUCUUCCGAGCGGUGAUGAGAAUCCCAUCUACUCAGGGAAGGAAGAAAACAUUCUCCACUUGUACUCCCCAUUUCCUUGCUGUCUCCUUGUUCCUUUUUACUAGUUCUUUUGCCUAUCUGAAGCCAAUCUCAAACUCGCCUAUCAAUCUGAACUUGGCAGCUGCUGCAGUCUAUUCUGUUAUUCCCCCACUGAUGAAUCCAGUCAUCUAUAGCAUGAGGAACAAACAAAUCAAAGCAGCAAUAAGGAAAUGCAUGUGUGUUCAUAGGUCUGCCUUUCAUCAUGGCUAA